ACGCUGCACGAAAGAACCGUGGACACUCCUUACCAGCAGGUGGCUGUAUGACUCCACGCCAGCCGCCGUUACACACAAGUAGAAGAAGGUGAUAGUUGCGGGAAACUGAAGCUAAUGUUUGCUAUGUUGAGCUAAUGACAGCAAAAAAGAUCAAGUUUUUUGAGAACACCAUGAAACCACCAAUGGCCACCGAUGUUAAAAAGGGGAUUGCAGUUCUGUGGGAGACUCUGCAGUGCCCUAUAUGUUUGGAUUUAAUGACUGUACCAGUGUCGACUAAAUGUGACCACCAGUUUUGCAAGUUUUGUAUGAUGAAAAUUUUGGAGAACAACAAACCCAACAAGGCCAACUGUCCAGUUUGUAAAACCAAGAUAACGAAAAGGAGUUUACAGGAGAGCCCUGGAUUUCAGAGACUUGUAGUCGGAUUGCAAGACAUGAUCUUGGCAUAUGAACAAGACACAGGCACAAACUACUUCACUGGGAUGUAUCAACAAAGAAAACGCAAAAUUAUCACAGAUGCUGAGGGUACAAAACGUCCUCAUAUGUCAACUGGCGAUACACCUAUUUCUGAUUGUGACAACAAGGACAGUAAUGAUCCUCCAAAGUCCCAAUCAUCAACCAUUGCUGCAAAACAUGGAUUUGCAAGACUCAUGGGGCUCGACGACUCGAAUCAACUGACUGUGGAAAAUGAAGGAGUUGAUAGUGGCCUUGGGGAGCCACCUCCAACUUCAGAAAAGAAAGUGCAGAGCCCAAUAAAUAUUUUAGAUCUCACAGAUAUGUCAGACGUUGUGGAAGGAGCAACAUCAAAACACAAUACUAGGUCAAAAAUUGGAGUUGUCCAGUGUGAGAAUGCCUGUGACACAAAUGUGGAAUGUCAAAUUUUAACAAAGUCCUCAAGGAAGAAGAAAAAAAGGGAUUUGAUAUCUGACCAGAUUACUGUCCAGAAACAGAAGAAAAGUUUAGAGAAAGUUGCCGAGUGGCUCAUGAAAGUUCCAGUUGAGUCAGAUCUGGAGUUGGAGAAAAUCACUGAGGAUAACUUUGGCUCAAAUGAUGCUGACAGCUGUUCUUCCUCUUCAACAGUAGUUAUGAAGAAUAUUAGUGAUGUCCUUCCAAAGAGAGAGGAACGUGCUAAAGCCCUUGAAAACCAGGUUUUUGGGGCCGUCUAUAAACGAGAGCGAAAAGGCAACCAGGCAGGCUCUCCGCCACAAAAGGUUUUUGUCGAAUCACCAACCCAUUCCGUAAUUAACAAGAAACCGAUUUCAAAAAGGUCUUCAAGAAGGAGGAAGAACAGCAACAAGCACACCCCUGCUGAUUUUCCCAAGAACUCAAACACUGAAGAAGAAAAUCAAGGUCGCAUGGAAGAAGAGCAGGAUUGUAUAGAACAAGUAAAUGACAUCACCAAGGACCUCUUGGAAGUAGCAGAACUGGUGGUUGAGGAGGCUGAUGACAUCAUGGAUAUCAAAGACAAAUGUGUAGAAGAGGUGAAUCCGUUGCUGCAGAGUGAUGAUAACAAAGCUGAAGUUUACUGUCCAGUGUUUGAUGUUGGACCACAUCAUCCAGAAAUAAAGUCUGACAAAAGUGCCCAGAACAUAUUGCAGCAGGUUGACAGUGAUUUGCAAGAGCAACUGAAGUUUAAUUUGGAAAGCAAUGAAAUAAAGAAAUCUGACAAAAAGAAAACCACAAGUACUUGGCCAGACAAAACCAAGUCUGCCAGAGUGCCAAAGCCUCUUGUUAUAGUUGCUGUUCAGAGUGGAGAAUGCAGUCCAGUGGGUGCGCCAAAGCCUAAAUCUACACCCGAAGAAGUGCAAGUCCACAUUGAGAAUUACCCUAGUAGCGAGGACAGAGAAACCCCUCUCAGGAGGAGCGCAAGGAGAAGUAGAAGACUUCAGCUGUUCACUCAGGAGGUUCAAGAAGGUCAUAAAAGGACAUGUGCUUCAACAAAAUUGAAAAGCAGUAUGCCCGAUAAAGACAGCAGUGUAGCACAAGAGUUUGAGCAAGUUAAAGACUGUAUGUUAAAUAAUGUUUCAUUUAAAAAUGGGCAAACGCUCAAGCUGGCUAAAAGAAAUGGAUGUAUUUGUCAUGAAUCUAUAGGAGGAAUCGAUCAAAUUGAGUCUGACAGAACAACAGAAGCACCUACAACUGUAGAAGAGGAGCCCAUUGCUGAAGUUCCAAAUCCACAAACACUUUUGGAAGGUAGUGCUGCAUGUUAUGUGCCCAUCGUCCCGAGUUCUACAAGUCCAGCCCAAGCAGCUACAGCCGAGGAAGUGCCUGGAACUGUCUCUUCUGAUCCUUUUCAAAAUAAUAAAUUUGAGAAUGAGCUGGAAUCCUCAUUGUGUGCAACUAAAUGUGCCAGAACAGAAAAUGAGGAGGACAAGAAUGACAGUGAGACAGACAUCGAACAACUGCUGAAGAGUUUCAAAGCCACUAAAAGGAAGUCUUUCCAUCUUUUUGGGUCAAAUGUGAAAAGUGGCUGUAAUUUAGAUAGUGAAGAUGGUCACUGUACUGAAACAGAGGAGAACCAUGAUGCUGGUAGUGGACCUGAAUCUACAGAAAAUCAGAUGCUUACAAAUGCAAAUAAGUCUGAGAUUAUUUGCCAAGAUGUUUUGAAAAUCAAUGACAGCUCAUCUUGUAGUGAUUUGAUCCCACCUUCUAACUCACCUUUCAGUUAUCACAUGUUAAAACAAAAUCUGGAAAUGACAUCAAAAAGAAAAGCAAUUGACAAAGUAGGUCAAGUGGUAAUAGAAGGCUCAAUGCCCACUGCCAGUUGUGCAGUACAGGAUAGUUCUGCUCAUGUUAAUAAUAGUGGUAAUAGUACCCUCAGCCCAAAUAAAGUGUCAGAAUUUGAAAUGGAGAGUCCUCAACUUUCUGUUGUGCCUCAAGUAGUUGAUUCUGGGAUUCGCUUCACAGCUAUAGAUUUGGCCAAAGAUGUGGAAUGUGAGGAGAAACUACAGAAGAUACCUUUAAAGUGUUCCGAUGUCACAGAGAGUCAACGGGAUUGUCCCAAAAAUGAUUCAGACAAACUACAGGAAGGACAGAUACAGGACAAUGGGUCAGGUAACACGGGUGAACAUAUGUCAAAUGCAGAAUCCUCUUUAACACCAGAUCUCCAAAUAAUUCAAGAUGCAAAGACAAACAGUUGUGCAAGUGUGGAGCUGUUUGCCAAGUCGAUUAUCAAGCACAACCCAAGGAAGAGAAAGGCUCAGAAGUUGGCAUCUUCAUCUGAAUCUGACAGCAGUGGAGUUAAGGAGAAAUUUCCAACUUUAACUCAAAUUUUUGGAAUUGCAACUUGUCGUCCUGCAAGUGAGGAUCGCUGUGUUCAGGAUCCUGGAGGCACCAGUGAGGCUAAUACAUGUGAGGAUGGUGUUGCACCAGAACAGUUGACCCAUCCACUUGCAUGUCCCAGCCCUGAGUGUGCUGAUGCUGAUUCCAGCCAAGCAUCUGUAGACCUGUUCGGCACACCAGAGGAAUGUGAUGCCCAAGUAAAUGAAACUGGUGUUUCCAUGGAGUCAUCACAGUUCUCAAGUGAGGUUCUUGUUACACAGCAAAAGAUAGAAAUGCAGAAGGAGCUGGUAAGGCUGGAGAAGUUGAUGGCUCUGGUGUCGGAAGUGCUUCAAGAGAAAGAGGGCAUGCCUUCAAAAAAUGCACCUUUGGAAAUUUGUGAAAGCAGCAAAACCACAGCCACUGAUGCCAUCAUGCCUCCUCCUUGUGACCAGGGCACAGACCUGAGGUCAGUCAGAAACUCUGUUCAUGGUGUAAGUCGAGAUCCCAGCACGGAUGAUGAUGAAAAGGUCGUCCAGCAUGGUGGCAUUGAAGCGAAGGAGGAUGGGAAACUUUCUUUACACACUGACUUGGAUGUAAGAGACACUGAAGUCUCCAAGACAGUCAGUUCAACUGCCAAGGCCAAAACCCUGACUGGUUUCGAGUCGUUAUCAGAUGAGCAAGAAGACAAGGAAAAUAAAGUGAAACUUCCCAACACAUCCUUGGUACAGUGUCCUCCGAGAGACAGGACUAACGCCAAUAUGGUGUUUGUUUCAUCUGGAUUAGGACCAAGAGAACAGAUGAUGGUGAAAAGGUUUGCCAAAAGAGUUCGAGCCUCUGUGGUUUCCCAGGUGACAGAAGAGGUGACUCACAUCAUAAUGCACACAGAUGAACAGCUGGUAUGCGAGCGCACGCUGAAGUACUUCCUUGGCAUAGCAGGCAGAAAGUGGGUGGUGAGCUUCCACUGGAUUUCCGAGUGCUUCAAACAAAGACAACUCUUAGAUGAGAGUCUGUUUGAGGUGCGAGGUGAUGUAGUGAACGGGCCCCUUCAUCAGGGCCCCAUGAGGGCUCGCACCACUGAUGACAACAAUCUACUCAUGAAGGACUACAAGAUCCACUUCCAUGGAACUUUUACAGACAUGACUUCAGAUGACAUGGAGUGGAUGGUGACAUUGUGUGGAGCAGCUGUAGUGAAAGAUCCGCUUCUCCUAGAGAGUAAACAGAGGUCCAAUCAACUGGUUAUUGUACAGUCUGGAUCUGAAUUCACGCCGUCCAAACACAGCUCUCUGUCGAGGGAUGCUACAGUUGUGACGCGCAGCUGGCUGUUGGAUACUGUUGCCACCUACACCCUCCAAAACCUUAAUGACUACAAAACAUGAACUGAGGAUCUUGUUGCAUCAUCACUGUAUUUCUGUGUUGUCAGCUAGUUGUCAUCCAGCUCCUUAUAUCUUUUUAAAAUUUGAACAUUCUAACUAAUCUGUCAUCCACCUGUGUUGUUGAUUAGCUCAAAGCACUUUGUACUGCAUAUGCAUAGCAUGAUGUACAUAAAGUUUAAUGUGAAGA
This is a messenger RNA of Thalassophryne amazonica, 4818 nucleotides long. RefSeq names its product breast cancer type 1 susceptibility protein-like. The transcript is spliced from 21 exons. Gene Ontology annotation, biological process: double-strand break repair via homologous recombination; negative regulation of fatty acid biosynthetic process; positive regulation of transcription by RNA polymerase II. Gene Ontology annotation, cellular component: BRCA1-A complex; BRCA1-BARD1 complex; plasma membrane. Gene Ontology annotation, molecular function: metal ion binding; ubiquitin-protein transferase activity. The coding region runs from base 135 to 4634 and encodes 1499 amino acids. NCBI's taxonomy places the organism in Eukaryota, Metazoa, Chordata, Actinopteri, Batrachoidiformes, Batrachoididae. The record is from RefSeq and is a predicted model, not a curated record.